This is a messenger RNA of Parastagonospora nodorum SN15, 1521 nucleotides long. RefSeq lists its product as hypothetical. NCBI's taxonomy places the organism in Eukaryota, Fungi, Ascomycota, Dothideomycetes, Pleosporales, Phaeosphaeriaceae. Gene Ontology annotation, cellular component: nucleus. Bases 1 to 1521 code for a protein of 506 amino acids. The transcript is spliced from 3 exons. The record is from RefSeq and is a predicted model, not a curated record. Gene Ontology annotation, biological process: positive regulation of transcription by RNA polymerase II. Gene Ontology annotation, molecular function: DNA-binding transcription factor activity; transcription cis-regulatory region binding.
AUGCAGACAACCAAACUUGUGCCGCAAGUAUCAUCAAAGAACGCUCCAUCGAAAACACUGGACGUCCAAUUCUACCUCGACUAUUUCCGCAAUCACAUCACCAUCCACCAUUACUCGCUAAAGCGCGACACGCACAACUUCUUGAAAGGCGACUUUCUCACACAAGCGAUGAAAUUCGAGCCGUUGAAAUACGCCGUAGCUGGUUACGCUGCCUAUUUCCACACGCUGUCCCAGCCAGACGGACGCAUGUCGACAUUCCUCCACUUCUACAACGAAUCGGUCUCGAGGCUGAGAUCUACCAUCACAAAGAACAAAAAACAAGGCCUUGCAACCUUCUUGACUAUUUUGCAGCUAGCAAGCAUCGAGGAGAUGCUCGGAGACUGGGUCAAUCUUAUGGGUCAUCAGAAAGCUGCGUUCGACAUGCUCACCCGACUGUACACUCCGGAAAGCAUCACCCAGUCCGACUUCCUGCUCAAGGUCAGCCUGUGGUACAUCAGAUUUGACCUCUUUGUCGGCUUUCAAUCUGGAGGCGAAGCUGUACUCGGCAAGGAAUGGUACGAAGCAGUGCACAAAUGCUACGUGCAAAAAGUUCGCGAUAAUCCUGAUGACGUCGGAUUCAAAUACGAGGAACGCUUUGCAUUCUCACGGCUGGUAGCCAAGGAAUCCAAUGAUCUCUUUGCACGGACACAGAAGGGAUUAAUCAGCCCACAAGACUUCAUGGCGCAACUGCCGACAAUGCGGAAGAAAGUGGAAGGCCUUUGGCCCAACCUCCCCCCAGAGCUUCUUGAUCCAGAAUAUAAAGUCAACGACAUGCCAGGGGAACCCAACCCUGAGGACAUUGUCAAUCCCUAUGAACCAGGCAUCAUGUGGAAGGACCACUUGUACUACUCAAAUCUCAUGAAGCUGGAUAUAAGUGGCAUCGUGUUCAUGUUCGCCAUUUCAGAGGCCAUGGCUUUACGAAAGCCGUUCAGUCCGGAGACAACAAAGGAGGCGUUCGAGGCAGCGCAGAUGUUCGAAGCAGUUUGUUUAUAUCCUGGAUCACCAAAGGGAAUAUUGCUUGAGGCACAAGUGAGCUUUGCUAUUGCGUUUCUAUUCUUACCCAAAGAUCAGAAGACGAAUGACUGGUGUAAGCGGACUUUUGCGAAAAUCGAGGCAUCUGGGUAUAUAUACUCCGACGUCCUCCGCAACCGCAUGCUCGAAUCUAUGGGAGCCGGCCCGUCCGAUUGGUGGUUCCCCAACGACGAAGGCUGCCCACCCAUCAUCCGCUCCAUCAAGGACUUCAUCAAAGACAGAACAUCAAUGCCCAAGGACCCAGUGUCGGAUGACCUACGAGAAAUGAGGGGCAUAUUCAACUCCCUGACGAUUUCCGACUCGCCUUCCUCGGACACAAUGACGCUGACCAGCAACGACGGUGGCCUGGCCGCCAUGGCAGGCGGGUCGCCAGAUUGGUCGUCGAGCUACAGCGGCGAUCGCAAGUCGUCGAGCGCAACGACGCAUGGAUCGCAGUACUCUGGCCAAUAG